This is a messenger RNA of Anopheles funestus (African malaria mosquito), 802 nucleotides long. RefSeq lists its product as uncharacterized. The transcript has 2 exons. NCBI's taxonomy places the organism in Eukaryota, Metazoa, Arthropoda, Insecta, Diptera, Culicidae. The coding region runs from base 53 to 670 and encodes 205 amino acids. The record is from RefSeq and is a predicted model, not a curated record. Gene Ontology annotation, molecular function: odorant binding.
AUGCAAGACGACUAGUUCAAUCCCUACAAACGGUCAGUACAGUGAAUAAACAAUGGGAAAAGUGUUGAUUUUGAGCGUUGGUUUGCUUGUUGUGGCGAGUGUAGUAGCUGGAGGACGUUUCGAACGGUCCGUGUUUGCACCGAGAGUACGCCGUGAUGCUUCGAUGCGCUGUUGCAACGAUGGGUUUGACAAGAGUGAAAUUCACGCCAAAUUUGCCGAAGUCCGUAUGGCUUGUAUCGGAGAGCUCGGUUUGGGAGAGGUUCCUCAUGACGAGAUGAUGAAGAAUCAUGAGCAUCUGCACUGUAUUACCGAAUGUAUCGCAAAGAAGGAAGGCAUUGCGGACGAAAAUGGUGAACUGAUACAUACGGAUCUUGCCAAAAUAGUAAUGGAGCAUAUGAGCACGAUCGAGUGGAAGGUACCGCUCGCAGAAGGAUUUAUCAAGCAGUGUUUCGACGAGGUGGAAGCAGCAGACAGUGCCUUUGAACCGAGCGACGAUGCAAAAUGUAAUCCGGAAGGGUUCGACUUUGUAGUCUGUUUGUGGCGUCAGUUUACCCUUGCCUGUCCGGAAGAGUUCCGGGAUGAUUCGGAAAAGUGUGUCGAGUUGCGCGAAAAGCUAUCUAACAAGGAAGACGUAAGCGGUUUGCAUGAUGAAAUUGAGGCGGCUGAAUAAAAUGCAAACACAGCCUAAAUGUAUGCAAUCCGAUGGACAUGGAAAUGAGCUGCGCUGCUGAACGAUCAUGACUUUGGUUAGACAUGUAAGAUGCAUAUGAAUAAAGUACGAUACACAAUCAUGCCCUCAAAA